Sorex fumeus (smoky shrew) is the source of this 1666-nucleotide messenger RNA. RefSeq names its product chromosome unknown C17orf58 homolog (gene CUNH17orf58). Bases 43 to 993 code for a protein of 316 amino acids. The record is from RefSeq and is a predicted model, not a curated record. Lineage: Eukaryota; Metazoa; Chordata; Mammalia; Eulipotyphla; Soricidae. Gene Ontology annotation, molecular function: protein binding. The transcript has 4 exons.
GGAGAGAGGCCGCCCGAGAGCCUGGGCGGUGCGUCGGCGAGAAUGACAGCUCGGGUGUUCUGGCUGUUCUGCUUGCUCGCGGGUUCUGCUCCCGAGACCCCGGCGGCGGCGAGCAAAGCCUCGCCGCUGCCCCCCCACCGGCAACCCGACCCCGGCGGCGGCGCGGGCACGCAGUCGACGCCGAGCCCGCGGGUGCAAGCGGUCCCCGAGCCCCCGGACCGCGCCUGGCCCGACCCGCGGCCCCGGAAACCUCGGCCGCACGCCGAGAACCGAGCGGGUGUCCGCGAGGUGGCGCGCGCGCCCGCGGGCCCGCCGAGCCCGCGCCUCGCGCAGGCCGAGAACCAGCCCUCGCUGCGCCGCGCGCGCGCCCGGGCCCCGCCCUUCCCCGUCGCUCGGCCGCGCACCCGCGCGCCCGAGGCACCCGCCGGCCCCGCCCACCCCAACCGGCCGCGCGCACGCGCCCCCGAGGCGCCCGCCAGCCCCGCCCACCCCAACCGGUCGCGCGCCGCCCCGCUGCCGCCGCCGCCGCCGCCGAGCGCCGCCGAGCCUUGCGCGCGCGCCUGCAGCGCGGACCCCGAGGAGCGCGAGGCCUUCUGCGCCAGCGAAUUCGCGGUGAACGGAAUCGUGCAGGAUGUGGACGUGCUGGGAACGGGGAUCCGCCUGGUGACUCUGCUGGUGGACCGGGACGGGCUGUACAAGAUGAACCGCCUGUACUUCACUCCGGACGGGUUUUUCUUCCGAGUGCACCUCCUAGCCCUAGACCCCUCCAGUUGCAAUAAGCCAUGCCCAGAGUUUAAACCCGGCAGCAGGUACAUCGUGAUGGGCCACAUCUACCAUAAGAGGCGGCAGCUGCCUGCAGCGCUCUACCAGGUCCUCCGAGGGCGUGUCCGGCCGGGAGAUGGGCUGCUGAGACGCAGCAGCAGCUACGUGAAAAGAUACAACCGCAGACGGGACGGGCAGGUGCAAGGUGCCGUCCACGCCCCGUGCCCCUGAGCCCCCUCGCCCUGGCCGCGCCGGGCUCUAGAGACAGGUCUCAGGUCGGACAGCGGGGUCUUCCUUUCGCACAGGGCUCAGGGCCCUGGAGGAACGGGUCGUGUCGUUCCCAUUCUGACCUCGAACUCGACACUUUGUUACUCACCACGCGCUCUUGACACGGAAGACGGCUCUGCCUCUGCCGUUACACAGCUCAGAUAACUGACCUGUCCAGUUAACAGAUCACGGCUUCGUGUUGUUUAUUUUUUAUUAUUUUAAUUUAAAUACAUUCUCCAGUAGAAAUAGAGUUCACAAAAAAAAACCAUUUCCUUGAUUUGAAAUAUACAACUUUGAAUCGUCUUUUAUAGCAUGUAUCAAACCAAAUUUUAUACUCAAAGCAUCACAUUUUAAAUUCUGUACAAACAGUAAGUGCACUAGUCAGAGACAUGUUUGGAGUGUCAUUUAGAUCAAAGCUAGGUCAGAACCCAAGACAAGUACUGAAGUUUUACACUGAAGGCAUACUAAAAGUUUUAAUUCAAGUGAAAUAUUACUCAAACAAGUGUUAUGGAUGUACCAAAGUGUAAGCUCUACUUUAUUUUUUAAGCUGUCCCAAUUCUAGAAACUUGUAUGUGUCAAUCUGGAAUCUAUCCCAGUGCUUAAAUAUAUUCUGGGCAUAUCUGAUGUCAUUUUUCUA